AUGAAUCUGGUCAUUUUGGGGAUAAUCUUCAUUGUAGCACUAGUGCUGCUUGCACUUUUGUAUUAUUUAGGGGUUUUUCUGAAGGUGAAAGUUGAGGUUAAAAGACCACCAUUUGCAGAAUGCACCUUUCUGUACAAAUUCUACCAGGGGCCUUAUAACACCUCUGGCAAAGCAUUUGACGAAGUUUCCAAGCUAGGGAAGAAAUUUUGUUGUGCUGGCAUCUAUUUUGAUGAUCCAGAAGUGGUGGCUUCAAAUGAAACAUGCUUUGCAGUUGGUGUCCUUAUUGAAAAGGAAAAGGCUACACAAGCUGAUACAUUGGAAGUAACCCAGACAAUGAAGGGUGUUGGGUACCACUCAAUUAAUUUUCCUGUAAUUGAGAAGGCAAUGUGUUCCACAUUCCCUUUCAAAGCCAAUUUCCUGUGCAUUUUGGUUGCAGUUUCAAAAGUUUAUCCAGCUCUGCGUGAUUACAUCAAGGAGCAUGGUAUAUCUCCUCACCCAUACAUAGAGUACUACAAGGGAGAUAAAAUAUUCUUUGUUGCUCCUUUGGAGAAGCACAUGGAAUUCUAUGUCCCAGAAUAUGAGGAAACCAAGAAUGAUCGUGAUGGCCAGUCUGAAAAAAGUGAAUGAUAGCUCAGUCUUGUUUGCUGCAUGAUGCAACAGAUGCACCAAUUGCAUAUAGAAUACUGCUAAAUGAUGCUUGCACGCUUUCAAGUUAAAAAGGCUAGAAGAAUAGAUGUUCUGUUGUGGCUUGGUUGGCCAAUAUUUAAAAAGCUUUAAACAUUAUAGGAUUAACCAUUAUGUGAUAUCUGAUACAUUUUGUCAUUUAAUGUAGAAUAAUUACCACAGCCUCAGGAGCUGCUGAAUUGUUUCACUGCUAAUAGCUGAAUAUUUUCUCAUUAAUUUUUGUAUAUUUGCCAUUGUGUUGUUAAUCCCCUUAAUUUGAACUGCAGCAGGUCAGCAGGACUACCAUGUUUCAGUUUUAUUAUUUGCUUAUUUUUCAGUAAGUGAGCAAAACUUCAAUUCAUUAUACUCCUUAUAAUUAGUGCAUUCAUUGUUUUAGAAAUAUUUUUGUUAGAAUUUGUA
Messenger RNA from Rhopilema esculentum, 1083 nucleotides. Its product is annotated as testis-expressed protein 264. Gene Ontology annotation, biological process: reticulophagy; protein-DNA covalent cross-linking repair. Lineage: Eukaryota; Metazoa; Cnidaria; Scyphozoa; Rhizostomeae; Rhizostomatidae. Gene Ontology annotation, cellular component: nucleus; replication fork; endoplasmic reticulum membrane. The record is from RefSeq and is a predicted model, not a curated record.